Conger conger (European conger) is the source of this 1723-nucleotide messenger RNA. It is a transcript of the gene creld2, whose product is annotated as cysteine-rich with EGF-like domains 2. The record is from RefSeq and is a predicted model, not a curated record. The coding region runs from base 253 to 1356 and encodes 367 amino acids. NCBI's taxonomy places the organism in Eukaryota, Metazoa, Chordata, Actinopteri, Anguilliformes, Congridae. Gene Ontology annotation, molecular function: calcium ion binding. The transcript is spliced from 10 exons.
AAAUUGAAAUGCAAUUUUUUUGUAAAGCCGGGAGGUAAAUAUGAUUUUGUAUAAGCGCCGCUUUGAAUAAGUCAACCUACGUAUACUUGCAGCGAAUGUAUUUGGAGCAUCAAACCAAGCCCAUGUGGUGACCCAAGUUUAGCUUGCAAUUGUAGCUUGCAAGCUGAAGUUGUGUAAUGUCGCUAGCUACUCUUGCAUGCUUUUGAAUGUGAGAUUAGUUUGUUAGCUAGCUAGAUAACGUUAGCUCCGAAAAUGCCGUCGGCUGGAUCUGUUGUAACCCUAUACUGUGCUCUAAGUUUACUUUUACACAGUGCGCACACGAAUGCAAAAGACUUAAAAGAGUCGUGUUCGACUUGCAGAGGGAUCACCGACAACUUCAAAAAGGGGUUUGACAAAACAACAAAGAAGAACUUUGGAGGUGGAAACACUGCAUGGGAGGAGAGGGCACUGUCAAAGUAUGAGACCAGUGAGAUUCGCCUGGUGGAGAUUUUGGAGGGCCUGUGUGACAGCAGCAACUUUGAGUGCAAUCACAUGGUAGAGGAACAUGAGGAGGAGCUUGAGACCUGGUGGUUCAAGAGGAAAACAAAGCACCCUGACCUUUUUAAAUGGUUCUGCAUCGAUACCAUCAAAGUGUGCUGUCCCAAAGGAACAUUUGGCCCUGACUGCAAUGGCUGUGUAGGGGGGUCUGAGAGACCCUGCCAUGGCAACGGGGCCUGUGAUGGAGAUGGAACAAGGGGAGGCCAUGGCAGGUGUAGCUGUAAUCAGGGCUACCAAGGGGAGUUCUGCUUGGACUGCGUCGAUGGACACUUCAAUGUGUUUAAGAACGACACCUUUUCCGUCUGUGCAGAGUGCCACGCCUCCUGCAAGACUUGCACAGGAUCAACCAAUCAGGAUUGUGGCGAGUGUAAACCCGGAUGGGCCAAGAGUGAGGGCGGGGCCUGUAAUGAUGUAGACGAGUGCUCAAAGGAAUCACCUCCUUGUGGAGAACAACAGUAUUGUCUCAACACAGAUGGUUCAUAUUCCUGCCAAGCCUGUGACAAGGCCUGCACUGGCUGUAAAGGGGCGGGGCCUAGCAACUGCCUCGCCUGCGCCGAAGGGUUCAAGGAGGACGAGGGCGCCUGCACAGAUAUUAAUGAGUGUGAGCAGCCUGAUGAGGCUUGCCCUGGAGAGCACCGUGAGUGUGUUAACAUCAAGGGCAGUCACAGGUGCAUCUGCUCCAGCAAGUUUGAGGAGAAGGAUGGAGUCUGUGUCCAAACCGAAGAGCCAGCAGCAUCAGAGGAAAGCCAAGAGGUGCUGGACUCCGAACCACCAGAGGCCGCAGAGCAGAAGUACCCAGAGGGGCAUGAGGACCUAUGAUGUCAGAGACGCGUGUGGGGCACAGCUGUGACCCCUGUGGGACAGCUAAAGGACAGCUCGACUGUAACUGGAGGCAUUCACACUCAACUACAAAUGGUUUGAACUCUGUGGCACUUGCUGUACAUAUUUACUGAACUGCACUAUAGGGAACAACCUUUUUACAUGAGAAAACCGGACAGCCAUGAGGAUCUUGGCAUUGGCCCCAGACGCACUUAUUUUUGUAAAGGACACCCCGGUUUGACCCAAUAAUGGCACAAUAAAUGUUGUUUGUUUUCAUGUCUUGUCCUCUUUUCUUUCUGAUUAUGCUCAAGUAAAGGUGAUUCAAAUGGACGUUCAGUAUUGAAAAUUAAAGUAUUCAUGAAUUCUA